AUGACACAGCCAGAGUUAACCGCUGCGCCAGUUCUUUCUACAAACCCAGAGUACGAACCUGCCGCUGUCCAGGUAGAAACCAGCACCUUCUCACCCUCCGAAAUCCGCACGAUCUAUGAGACAGAUAGAACUGUAGAUUGGAUCCUAUCCAACAAUUACUCUCGGAUAACAUUACAAUUCCCGGACGACCUGCUUCGGGAUAGUACAGAAGUCGAAAAGACACUUCAAGAUGGACUCAAGAAGGGUAGAAAGGCGGAUUCGGUUGAAGAUGGGAUCGAUGGCUUAAAAGUCGAGGAUAACGAUACAAAGGAGGAGAAGAAGAUUUAUAUAUUGGCUGAUACUUCAUAUGGAUCCUGCUGUGUCGAUGAAGUCUCUGCUGAGCAUGCCGAAGCCGAUUGUAUCGUACACUACGGACGGGCGUGUCUUUCACCAACCAACCGUCUACCGGUCCUCCACAUCUUCACAACCUUACCUUUAGACCUCCAAGCCUUGAUAUCUUCCUUCAUCUCCACCUUCCCCGAUAAAUCCACGCCGGUGGUAUUAACAUCGUCACUUCCAUACUCCUCCCACAUUCCAACGAUAUACGAAACCCUCACGUCCGAGGGUUAUACAUCCAUCUUCGCCAGUUCAGUAAUCCACAAUCCGUCAUCUCCAAUUCCAAACCGAACAUGUCCUUCCACAGACCUCAUAUCCACCUACCAUAUCCUACAUAUAGACCAACCACUCACAUCCCUAAUCCUUACGUUAUCCACAUUAACAUCCUCCACAUCCUUACAAAUCUUCGACCCAAAGACAAAUAUCAUCUCCUCGAGCGCCUCUAACCGACUCUUACUCCGUCGAUAUGCCUUAUUAUCCCACAUCCGUGCAGCCGGUAUCUUUGGGAUCCUGAUUAAUACAUUAUCAUCGAAUAAUUACCUCUCAACGAUAAAGUCCCUACAAACCCUUCUGGCGAAACAUUAUAAAAAGAGUUAUCUCGUUACCGUCGGGAAGUUAAACGCCGCAAAACUUGCGAAUUUUGCGGAGGUGGAGGUGUGGAUCGUGAUAGGAUGCUGGGAGUCCGCUGUUGUCGAUGAGAGGCGGGAGAUGUGGAGGGUUGUGGUUACACCCUGGGAAGCUACUGUUGCUUUGGAUGGUGGGGAAGGGGUUGGUGUCGAUGGGUGGAGGGGGGAUUGGGAGGCCUUUAAGACGAAAAUAGAGGAUUAUCAGGCUUUACAAGCUGAAAAGGAGGAUGGGGAGAGUGGAGAUGGAGGAGAAGGAGGAAGCGAUGAUGAAAGCGAAGAGCCGGUGUUUGAUUUCAGAACUGGGCGAUAUAUAUCCACUGCGAAGCCUAUGAAGGUUGUUAGGACGAGCCUUAUUGAAGCUCCUUCUGGUUCGAAUGGGGAUAGUAGUAGCAGCACGGCUCUUACGACGACACAGAAGGAUAAGAGUCUGUCGGUUAUGAUUAAUAACCAGAUUUCACCUGCGGCAGAGUAUUUACAACAGAAGAGGGGGUGGAAGGGACUUGGUAGCGAUUUUGCAGAGGUGGAGUACGAUCAAGAUGGGAAUGAAGUGUGGAGGGGGGAUGAAGGUGCUGUAGUUGAAGAAGGAAGGAAAGGAGUAGCAAGAGGUUAUCACGUCCAUGAGGGCGAGACAAGGACAUAA
Molecule: messenger RNA, 1641 nt
Organism: Orbilia oligospora ATCC 24927
Lineage: Eukaryota; Fungi; Ascomycota; Orbiliomycetes; Orbiliales; Orbiliaceae
Exons: 2
Coding region: 1-1641 (546 amino acids)
Biological process (GO): protein histidyl modification to diphthamide
Molecular function (GO): 2-(3-amino-3-carboxypropyl)histidine synthase activity
Source: RefSeq, a predicted model, not a curated record